UCCGUUACUCUUUCUUCAUAUUCAGGGAUUUGAUUUCAAUUAAACCUCGUACUUGUCUGACAUCUCUGUUCAUUCAUUUUCUGAAGCUGAAUAUUAGGGGGGAAAUAAAUAAUGUGAUUUGAUUUGGCUGUAGAUCGUGGAGAUUCAGCUAUGGCAUUGCCAAUUUCUAGAAGAGUAUUGCGUGCUUUUCGUUCCUCCGAUUUUUCAUUUGCACCAGCUUCUCUUUGUAACAAUGCUUCGAGUGGCCGCGUUGGGGACAGCUUACCUCCAUUGCAGUCUUCUGUAGCUGGAAAGGUGUUUGAUGUGUGCCGGAGGUAUUCCACUACGAUUUUGACCCUAAAUUCAAGUGAAGGCACAUUUCCCUCAAAAGAUGUACUGGUUCCUGAUCGGAAACUAGGUCUCUAUCAAGACCUGGUUAUUCCCGUUACAAAUUUUAGCAACGAAGACAAGGGGUUUAUGGUAUUGGCUGGUGAUGUUUUUGAUGUGCCAAUUAGGAAGGAUAUAAUUCACCGUGUCGUAAGAUGGCAGCUUGCUAAAAGGCAGCAGGGCACCCAUUCGACCAAAAAUCUAAGUGAAGUGAGUGGGACUGGUAGAAAGCCUUGGCCGCAAAAGGGUACUGGUCGAGCAAGGCAUGGAACACUGCGGGGCCCACAGUUUAGGGGCGGUUGUACCAUGCAUGGUCCAAGGCCACGUAGUCAUGCUAUCAAGCUAAACAAGAAGGUUCGUCGAUUAGGGCUAAAGAUUGCACUUUCAGCUCGUGCAGCAGAAGGCAAGCUUAUGAUUUUCGAUGAUUUGGAGGUACCUUCACAUAAGACAAAGAACAUUGUCAACUACGCGAAGCAAAUGGAGGAUGCCAAGAAACUUCUGCUUGUUGAUGGUGGUCCAUUAAACGAAAAGCUGAAGCUGGCUACUCAAAACGUACAUUAUGUCAAUGUACUGCCUUCAAUUGGUUUAAAUGUUUAUAGCAUUCUGCUGCACGAUACGCUGGUAAUGUCACGUUCUGCUGUGAACGCAAUAGUCGAAAGAAUGCACACUCCAAUCAAUCGGUAAUCAACGUUUCUCCAUGCUGUAACCUGAGUUUUCUGGAACUUUCUGGAACAACCAUAAUUUUCGCACUUUUUUUCUCCCAUAAUAACCUUUACUGAAAAAACGAAAAAAAAUCUCAAACAUGUCCGAUGGCCUACAAUAAUUGCUUACGUGAAUGAAAGAUAAGUUGCAC
Molecule: messenger RNA, 1219 nt
Organism: Erythranthe guttata (spotted monkey flower)
Lineage: Eukaryota; Viridiplantae; Streptophyta; Magnoliopsida; Lamiales; Phrymaceae
Biological process (GO): translation
Cellular component (GO): ribosome
Molecular function (GO): structural constituent of ribosome
Source: RefSeq, a predicted model, not a curated record